This is a messenger RNA of Eimeria acervulina, 1053 nucleotides long. Its product is annotated as vacuolar (H+)-ATPase G subunit domain-containing protein, putative. The record is from RefSeq and is a predicted model, not a curated record. Gene Ontology annotation, molecular function: proton-transporting ATPase activity, rotational mechanism. Gene Ontology annotation, cellular component: vacuolar proton-transporting V-type ATPase complex. Gene Ontology annotation, biological process: proton transmembrane transport. The transcript has 5 exons. NCBI's taxonomy places the organism in Eukaryota, Apicomplexa, Conoidasida, Eucoccidiorida, Eimeriidae. The coding region runs from base 1 to 1053 and encodes 350 amino acids.
AUGAGGUCGGACAGCAGCAAAACCUCAUCGAGAGAUCAAGGAGGACACCAGACAGCGCAAAAUGGAGAGGGAAGACUGGGAAAGGCAUCCAGCGGGGGGAAGCAGUCAAACGAGGGGGCCGUCUCAACAGAGACGGAUCAUGCAAAGAGAGGUUUCCACGGCUUACGGCAGCGAUUUCACACUACUCAUCACACAUCUUCAGGGCAAGGAACCGCUGGCCAGGAGGGCACCGCUGACCAUUCUCUGCAUCUUCCUCUUCACUUGCGCCAUCUCCAUUUCCCGCACAUUCUGCACCAUCCGGCCCAGCACGCCAACUCUUCGAGUGCGGAGUCGGAGACGGAAGUAAUGCAGUUGCUUCAAAAAGCCACUAAUCAGGCAAAGAGAAUCGUCGAACGGGCAAGAGGAGAGCACGAGCUAUUGAUGCAGAGAGCUCGUGAAGAAGCUGAAGCAGAAAUUCAAGCUCUCAGAUGUGAGCUUGAAGCGGAGGCGUUGAAAGAUGAACAAGAAGGGAACGGUGGGGAAGACGCCAUCCGCGAGGCAACGCUUGAAGAGGAUAACCGAAUGCGCCAGAUUCUCGAGCGUGCCUCCGAGCGUAUGGAAGCUUCCGUCUCUUUAUGCGUGGGUCACGUCCUUAACGUGGAUACAUCACUAGCUGCAGAUCGCCGGGGCGCUUUGCAAAAUUUGAGGAAGAAUCCGCCGAACUUCCUUCGGAAGAGCCAAGCUAAAAGCUUCCCGUCGGAGCGUAGAAUGCUAGCAGAACGUAGGGCCAAGGGCAAACGGGCGACGCAUGUUUCAGACUUCUCCUGGGAUGUGGAUGCACUCGAAUACCCGGCGGUCGACAAUAGCUCACCAGAACAAGAAAAAUUGGUCGUGGUGAAGAGUGGCCAGCAUCACAAGGACCGCGAGAGCUUUUCUUCUCAAGUCAGAAUCGAGUUUGCGCAUCGUUGCUCCGGAGGCAGACAUAUGCGACGCAGAUGUAUUCGGUCGCCUCUGCUUGUUUCGAACCAGACCACUCUGAAGGUACAAGGAGGCAAGCUGUCAGAAAUACUUUAA